Messenger RNA from Thunnus maccoyii (southern bluefin tuna), 2108 nucleotides. Its product is annotated as ammonium transporter Rh type B-like. Gene Ontology annotation, molecular function: ammonium channel activity. Gene Ontology annotation, biological process: ammonium homeostasis; ammonium transmembrane transport. Lineage: Eukaryota; Metazoa; Chordata; Actinopteri; Scombriformes; Scombridae. Gene Ontology annotation, cellular component: plasma membrane. The transcript has a single exon. The coding region runs from base 400 to 1845 and encodes 481 amino acids. The record is from RefSeq and is a predicted model, not a curated record.
GCUUGACUAAAAAGAUGAAUGCCUAGAAUUGAGCAAUACAACAACCAGCAAUAAUAGCUCUCAUAGCUGUUGCAAUUUAAGUUUUAUAUACCAAACAUCUAACAUGAGAAAAGUCAAGUUAAAUGUAAAUAUUAACUCACGCCAUUGCUGUACAGUAUCUUUAUGAUUUUUAAAGAUUUAACUGUAGACAGGACUGUAAUGAGAGACAGGAGAGAAAGUCAUUUUGACUAAAGUGCAGUCCUCACUCAAGGUGAUGCACUGUUAGAUAACUAUAUGCCUGUGUGGGGGUGUGCUCUUUACCCAAUACUAUCACCGGUUCUUAUCUGAUAAAACAGAGGUAUAAAAGGGGUGUUUGUGCGCAGGGGGAGCCAUUCACUUGCCUGUGAGUUGUUUAUCAUCAUGAAUCCGUCUACAAGUUUGAAGGUGCGUCUGCCAGUGCUAGUGUUAGUGCUGCAGGUCGUCAUUCUAGUUCUUUAUUCUAUGUUUGUCACUUAUGAUGACAACGCCAACGCUAAACUGCAAAACAAUGAGACCAACCCGAUGGAGAACUCACUGUAUCGCGACUACCCCUACUUUGCCGACGUUCAGGUGAUGAUCUUCGUUGGCUUCGGCUGCCUGCUGGCCUUCUUCCGAUUCUACGGCUUCAGCGGGAUGGUCUUCAACUUUCUCACAGCUACAUUUGCGAUCCAGUGGGCGAUCCUAGUCCAAGGUUACUUCCAGUUUUACUAUGAUGGUAAAAUUCACCUGGGAGUGAUCAACCUGCUGAAUGCAGAGUUCGCCUGUGCCGUGGUGCUCAUCUCCUUUGGAGCCGUGAUUGGGAAGACCAGUCCUGUGCAGCUCCUAGUGAUGGCUUUGCUGGAGAUCCCUGUCUUUUCUGUGACAGAGUGGGCUGUGUUGAAAUACAUUAAGAUAAAUGAUGCAGGUGGUACCAUUCUUAUUCACCUGUUUGCCUGCUACUUUGGUUUAGGGGUGACAUUUGUUCUGUACCGGCCGAGCCUGAAUCAGGGACAUGCGAAAGAGAUCACUAGUUAUCAUUCUGACAUCCUGUGUGUGUUGGGAACCCUGUUCCUAUGGGUGUUCUGGCCUUCAUUCAACUCUGCUCUUACGUUUAAGGGUGACGAUCAACACAGAGCAAUCCUCCACACUUUUAUAGGUCUGAGCUCAUCCACUAUCACUGCUUUUGCCCUCUCAGCAGUGUUCAAUAAGAGAGGCAAGCUCACAAUGGCUGAUAUUCAGAAUGUGACUUUGGCGGGUGGUGUGACCGUCGGGGCUUCAGUGGACAUGAUGAUUUCCCCUGCAGCUGCAUACGGUCUGGGCAUCAUGGGCUGUACUGCCUGUUUCUUUGGCUAUAGGUACCUGACCCCCUUUUUAGCACGACGCUUGAGGAUCCAAGACCAGUGUGGCAUUCACAAUCUCCAUGGACUCACUGGCCUCAUAUCAUCAACAGCAGGAAUCUGUGCUAUCCUCCUAGCCACCGAGGAAACCUAUGGGCCCAGCAUGUACCAGAUCUUUGCCCAUCGUGCUCCACCUGAGGGAGAUCCAAAGCUCCUGGAGCUGCAGCAGCUGAUUCCCGGGUUGAAGCCGGGCUUGGGUCGUACCGCGCAGGAGCAAGCUCUCUACCAGCUGGCAGCUAUCUUCUGCACCAUCGGAGUGUCUGCUGUUGGUGGGGUUCUCACUGGUUUGGUCAUGAAGCUGCCCUUCAUGGCAUCCCCAUAUGACGAGGACUGCUUUGAUGAUGAACUUUUCUUCGACAUGCCCUCUGACUUUGACAGUGUAGAAGUGCUCAAGAACCCCAUAAGCUGUGAUGAAAAAGGACAAAUCACCUCUAUGAACAGCAAGGUCUGAGCCGCCACACCAAGGCAGGCAUUUUAAGCAUUUCACUGACAAUCAAUGUUGAUGUAAAUGUAUGUCAUCACCUGAGAAUUAUUGUCAUCACAACUAUUUCAAAAUGUAGAUAUUUUUCACCUUGGUGUCCAGCAGAGGUGAGAUUGAUUACUAUACCUGUUGAAGGGAUAAAAUAUAUUUGGAAUCUAAGAUGAAGGGUUCUUAAAAAUUAAUAUAAGCUGUUAAUACUAUUUAUAUGAAUUUUACAGUUGUUGUUUUGUAUG